Lymnaea stagnalis (great pond snail) is the source of this 6003-nucleotide messenger RNA. The record is from the annotation of a GenBank genome assembly. NCBI's taxonomy places the organism in Eukaryota, Metazoa, Mollusca, Gastropoda, Lymnaeidae.
AGCUGGAUAGAGACCAGUAAUGUUAGUUUCUCCUUAAACUUAAGUUUUGCGCAGACCAACUACAUCAGUUUUAGAUUACGUUUUACGAGGUAAAAGAAUUAACAGGUGAGGAACACAAGAACCUGCCAUUUGACUGUGCCCUGUUCAUGUGCUUACGAAGUGUUACGAAGUCUUUGCCGCUGGCCUUUCUUUGGCUACUUCUAAUUCUCAUAUACAUUAUAUAAAUAAUAAUCAAUUAGUAUUGCAGAAUACAGUAAAAUUAAAAGUAUUUGCGCAAAAAUGUUUUUAUCGUAUUUUUUUAAAAUAUAUUACAUGAUUUUUAUCAUUAGAUAUGUAGUUGUAUACGCUGGAUGACAUUUCCGAUUUUCCGUUGCAUUGAAGACUGCUACGGUGCGCCGCGACCUACUUCCUCAUAUGCGCUAAUCCGCGUCGUCUAAGCUGAAUGUAAACUCUACCACACAACCGCUGAAAUAUAAACAUACACAAUACUCUAUCGCGUCAUGGUAGUUUACAUAUAAAACCGUAAGGUAUUUAAAAAAUUACAUGUAGAUUUGGAUAAGAGUAUCUCAAUAAUCUCUAAAGAUCUCCAAAGAACGCAGCUUUCAAAAAAUAAUAAAUAAAUCAUAAAAUGUUUUUAGUUGAUAUUUAUUGCUAGAAGCUUUCAAUACUGAUAAAGUAAAUUAUGCUUCCAAGAAACCUUCCGCCAUGAUAAACCAGGUCACACCGUGUUCAGCUGUCAUCAUUGACGAGAUUAUCUAGUCCUGGAUUAGCUAUUAUAUAACAUCACAAUGUACACACAUACACACACACACACACACACAAACGAUCGCUUGGAUGAGCGUUAUCCAAAAAAAUACAAUCAGAUAGUUUACUGUGUCACGUGAUGAGAUCAAAUAUGGUGGCCUAUAAUGUCGGUGCACGUAUUUUAUCUAAUAGCGUUAAUCCCAGUUAAUCAGAAAUAUUUAACUUAAUCAAAUUUAAAUAAAUGUAAAGGUUCUUCAGAACACUGUCCCCUAAUCUAACCUGUAAUGUUAUAUGAAAUAUUUAAGUUCUUUGGGUUAAAUUCGAAGAAGUCCAGGUCUAUAACUAAUGUGAUAUGAAAUAUUUAGUUCGUUGGGUUAAAUUCGAAGAAGUCCAGGUCUUUAACUAAUGUGUUAUGAAAUAUUUAAGUUCGUUGGGUUAAAUUCGAAGAAGUCCAGGUCUAUAACUAAUGUGUUAUGAAAUAUUUAAGUUCUUUGGGUUAAAUUCGAAGAAGUCCAGGUCUAUAGCUAAUGUGUUAUGAAAUAUUUAGUUCGUUGGGUUAAAUUCGAAGAAGUCCAGGUCUAUAACUAGUGUGGUAUGAAAUAUUUAGUUCGUUGGGUUAAAUUCGAAGAAGUCCAGGUCUAUAACUAAUGUGUUAUGAAAUAUUUAAGUUCGUUGGGUUAAAUUCGAAGAAGUCCAGGUCUAUAACUAAUGUGUUAUGAAAUAUUUAGUUCGUUGGGUUAAAUUCGAAGAAGUCCAGGUCUAUAGCUAAUGUGAUAUGAAAUAUUUAGUUCGUUGGGUUAAAUUCGAAGAAGUCCAGGUCUAUAACUAAUGUGUUAUGAAAUAUUUAAGUUCGUUGGGUUAAAUUCGAAGAAGUCCAGGUCUAUAACUAAUGUGUUAUGAAAUAUUUAGUUCGUUGGGUUAAAUUCGAAGAAGUCAAGGUCUAUAACUAAUGUGAUAUGAAAUAUUUAGUUCGUUGGGUUAAAUUCGAAGAAGUCCAGGUCUAUAACUAAUGUGUUAUGAAAUAUUUAGUUCGUUGGGUUAAAUUCGAAGAAGUCCAGGUCUAUAGCUAAUGUGAUAUGAAAUAUUUAGUUCGUUGGGUUAAAUUCGAAGAAGUCCAGGUCUAUAACUAAUGUGUUAUGAAAUAUUUAAGUUCGUUGGGUUAAAUUCGAAGAAGUCCAGGUCUAUAACUAAUGUGUUAUGAAAUAUUUAGUUCGUUGGGUUAAAUUCGAAGAAGUCCAGGUCUAUAACUAAUGUGAUAUGAAAUAUUUAGUUCGUUGGGUUAAAUUCGAAGAAGUCCAGGUCUAUAACUAAUGUUAUAUGAAAUAUUUAGUUCGUUAUAUUCGAAGAAGUCCAGGUCUAUUACAAAUGUGAUAUUAAAUAUUUAAGUUCGUUGGGUUACAUUCGAAGAAGUCCAGGUCUAUAACUAAUGUGAUAAGAAAUAUUUAGUUCGUUGGGUUAAAUUCAAAGAAGUCCAGGUCUAUAACUAGUGUAAUUUGAAAUAUUUAAGUUCUUUGAGACAAAAUCGAAGAAGCCCAGCAACAGUUUGAAAAUUGUUUGUAAAAUAUAUAUAUAUAUAUAUAUUAAUUAAUAAUCAUAAUAAUUGUUGUGUUUUUCUUAAAAGGAGUACAAUCACUCUGGUUUUCUUUCAGUAGAGUACAAUCACUCUGGUUUGCUUUCAGUAGAGUACAGUCACUCUGGUUUUCUUUCAGUAGAGUACAGUCACUGCACUAACCAGUUUAAAAUUUUUUUUUUUUUUUUUUCCUUUUUGAGGUUAUAACCCAAGCCAGCACAUCAAAAGCUGAACCAUGGCUGAGAUACUACAAGCCAUGCGCACGUUCGCGCUGUUGCGUGAGUCGGACACCAACAUAGAGGAGGGUCAGCAGAAGGAGUUCUUGAGGGGAACAUUCAGCAUCAUGGAGUUUGAUGAGAACAGUAAAGACCAGCUGGACGCACUCAAAGUGAGUACAGAAUGUGACAUAGUUCAGGCACACGCUCGGUUAAAUCAUCGCCGUCAUCAUGGGGGUACACCAUUGUACGGUUCAGCUGGUAUUCUGGUUUAGCAUGAUACGAUUAAUUUUUUUUUUCUUUAACGCUGAGGAAAGUAAAGAGCUCCUUGCUGACAAGACCUUUCGAAAUUUGUUCUAUUUGUAUAUUAUUUAAAGAAAAUGAAGAACAACAAAAAGAAACAAAAAAAAAAAAAAAAAAAAAAAAAAAAAAAAAAAAAAAAAAAAAAAAAAACUUCACAAAUCUUGAAUCGGUAAAUCAAGGAUUCUGUUAAUCACUGAUUCGGUAAAUCAAGGAUUCGAUAAACAUUGAAAUGUUCGUAACUAUGCUCAAAUGGUUACAGAAGCUAGUCAAAUGUUAGCAACGCUUCUAGCACUAAUACCUAGCGCCUCAUGUAAAAACAAGUACAAGGGAAGAAGAGAAGAGAAACGCCUCACUCGAAUUUAACAGGAGAAUCGCAAUGACUGAUUUGCAACAAUUAAAAUACAUCAGAUUUUAGGCCUAUGGCUUGACUCAGCAUCAGAAGAUAGAUCAGAUUUUAGGCCUAUGGCUUGACUCAGCAUCAGAAGAUAGAUCAGAAUUUAGGCCUAUGGAAUGACUCAGCGUCAGCAGAUGGAUCAGAUUUUAGGCCUAUGGCUUGACUCAGCGUCAGAAGAUAGUUCAGAUUUUAGGCCUAUGGGUUGACUCAGCAUCAGAAGAUAGAUCAGAUUUUAGGCCUAUGGCUUGACUCAGCGUCAGAAGAUAGAUCAGAUUUUAGGCCUAUGGCUUGACUCAGCGUCAGAAGAUAGAUCAGAUUUUAGGCCUAUGGAAUGACUCAGCGUCAGAAGAUAGAUCAGAUUUUAGGCCUAUGGCUUGACUCAGCGUCAGAAGAUAGAUCAGAUUUUAGGCCUAUGGCUUGACUCAGCGUCAGAAGAUAGAUCAGAUUUUAGGCCUAUGGAAUGACUCAGCGUCAGAAGAUCUGUUUUGUUUCUUAAGGUGUUGUUGGUUUUUUUAAAUACAUUUUUUGUAUUGUAUCCUUAUGAUCACGUGACCAUGCCAUUGUGUCGGCAACUCUCAACACACAUGUUUAAAGUUACAUGUUUCUAGACACAAUUUUAUAGACCAAUGUUUAUAGACACAUGUUUGUACACAAAUAGUUUAUUUUUCUUAUUUCCACGACUAGUGUCUUUGACUUGUUUGAGAUUUCCAAAGAAAAAAAGAACAGCUCCAAGUAUUGACCAAAUAUUGAGCUUUUUUUUACCCAAUAGUUCUUCUGUUAUGGAUCUUCUAUAAAUAAAUGUAUUUGGUGGCAAAAAUCUAGCUCAAUCUAAAAAUGCUUGAGAUGGGGCCCGCUACAAUGGAAUAAUUCUUGUCUUAUUGUUCGGAUUUUAACAAAAUCCAGAAUCCUUUUUUGAAAUAGACAGAAGUCAAAUUGUAUUCCAAAAGUCGACACUGAUUCUCCGAUAAAAAAAAUUGGAAUUCAAAAUCUUUAAAUAGGCAACAGUUCAAUUGUAAACUGUACGAAGUUUGUGACUCCGUUAGGCAAAGUUCAUGAAGUUCAGAAAGGAGAUUGGAGGCCUCGACACUGACGAGUUCAUGGACGCCAUGAAACCUUUGAUCUCUAAAGGCAUCAGUCUCAACCAGAUUCUGACCACCUUCCACAAGAUGGACCCGUGCGACGAAGAGGCUCUAACGUGGAAUGAUUUUAUGAAUUUUGCCAUUGAGGUGAGCGUUUUCUUACCACUUCCCUUGGAGACGAGAGAGUGAGCGCAUCAAAUGAAUGGACGUUAUUCUUUACUUUAAGUGCAAAACUAUUUGAGAGAUGUGAGGUGAUGAGAGUCGGUGAGAGGUGUAUGAGGUAGUAAAAGUUAAUGAAAGUUGAUGAUAUGUGCUGAAAGGUGGCGAGUGUUAAUGUUAGGGGAUGAUAGGUGGCGAGAGUCGGUGAGAGGUGGUGAGAGUUAAUGAAAGGUGGUGAGAGGUUAUGAGAGGGGAUGAGAAGUAGACAGAUCUAAAGAAAAUUUUCAAUAAAGGCGAACUCUUUACAAUUUUAACAUCCCACAAAACAUCAUUUAAUUAUGUAAAUAUGUUUUGCUUUUAAAAAAAAUUAAAGAUACCUUCUUACUCCCUCUCACAGGAACGCAUUAACGCAUGACUAUGAUUUAAUAUCCUCUCACUGGAACACAACAAACUCAUGUAUAUGAUCUAAUACUCUCUCACAGGAAGUGAAAAAACAAACUCAUGACUGUGACUUAAUACUCUCUCACAGGAACACAACAAACGUAUGUCUAUGAUGGCUACUAUGGACGAGAUGCCAUUUGGGCCCGACGUGUUACAGAUAAAACACAGCCACAGAGAACCCAUUGUCAGGAUUGCAUUCAUGCCAACCGUUGACCCAAUCAGCAAACAUGUCGACUGGAGCUUCGGUAACUCACUGCAGGGAUAUCAGCUCUGGAGUCAAUCUUUCUAUUUUCCUGGAUCCUUUUUUUUCCCAGAUAUUAAUCUUCUUAUAGUUAUAAAGAUUUAUUUUUUUUAAAAAACACGCAAAUCUCCUUAAAUUGUCUAGGCAUCAUGUUCAAUUUCUGAGAUUCAAAAUCACAACAGCGACAACCAUUACAGUUAAAGUUUUGUGACUUAACGCAUGUGUUCAUUUCAUAACAUGCAUGCAGUAAGGGAAUUGAUUUUUUUUUAGAAGAAUUGAUAGUUGAAAUAGCUUACAUUUUAAGAAUUCGUUCUCGAAAAAUCAAUUUUCAAAGCGAUUUCUAAGAACAAAAAUUGACAUGGAAUAAACGUUAUAAGUAAAUCUAAAUCUCUUAUUCAUAUACAAUAACAGUUAAUCUAAAUCUACUAUUUAUAUGCGACAUCAGUAAAUCUACCAUUUAUUUACAAGUUAUUUAUCAGUAAAUCAAAAUCUACUAUUGAUAUAACUGUUAGAUUUUGUUUAAAUUUUGUCUGCAUAAUCUUUGAUAUAAUCUAUCGCGAUCAGAUCAAAAUCUUUCCGACACUAUGGUAUGAGAGUGAGACAGUGCAAAACGGGCAGGUUGGGAUAUAAAAGAAAAUGAUCACUUGAGAUCAAAAAAAGAUACCCCUACGUGUACUGUCCCCAUUCCCAGGCAAGUACAUGGUGCUGAGCAGAGAAGGGCUGAUGUCCGUGUGGUCAACAAAGAUGAAGUUGCAGAGCUACAACAACCUGGUCCCCAAAACUUUCACUGACGGGGGCUGGUACAUAGAGAUGGCAUGCAUGUACCACAACGGGUUUAUCUGCAUCGCCACCACGGG